UGACAUCACUUCCGGGGCGACAGGUUCGGGCUUCCUUGCGCCUAGGAAAGGGCGGUCGAUCGGCUUUGCUGCGGAAAGGAGACGAGUACUGGUGACUGUCGUUCACGAGGAAGGAAUUAUCUAUACAGUAAAUAUGCUAAUAUUGAAUAAGACAGCAGGAGUUUUUUCUAAACCAUCAAAAAGGAAUAUGUAUGAAUUCCUAAGAAGUUUUAAUUUUCAUUCUGGAAAACUAUUUCUUCAUAAACUAGUAUUGGGAAUUGAAACCAGUUGUGAUGAUACAGCAGCUGCUGUGGUGGAUGAAACCGGAAAUGUUUUGGGAGAAGCAAUACAUUCCCAAACCGAAGUUCAUUUAAAAACAGGUGGGAUUAUUCCUCCAGUAGCUCAACAGCUUCAUAGAGAAAAUAUUCAACGCAUAGUGCAAGACGCUCUCUCUGCCAGUAAAGUCUCUCCAAGUGAACUCUCAGCAAUUGCAACUACCAUAAAACCAGGACUUGCUUUAAGCUUGGGUGUAGGCUUAUCAUUUAGCUUACAACUGGUAGACCAGUUAAAAAAGCCCUUCAUUCCCAUUCAUCAUAUGGAGGCUCAUGCACUUACUAUUAGGUUGACAAAUAAAGUAGAAUUUCCUUUUUUAGUUCUUUUGAUUUCAGGAGGUCAUUGUCUUUUGGCAUUAGUUAGAGGAGUUUCAGAUUUUCUGCUUCUUGGAAAGUCUUUGGAUAUAGCGCCAGGUGACAUGCUUGACAAGGUAGCAAGAAGACUUUCUUUAAUAAAACAUCCAGAGUGCUCCACCAUGAGUGGUGGGAAGGCUAUAGAACAUUUGGCCAAACAGGGAAAUAAAUUGCAUUUUGAUUUCAAACCUCCCAUGCAACGUGCUAGAAAUUGUGAUUUUUCUUUUUCUGGACUUCAUCACGUUAUUGAUAAGAUGAUAAUGCAAAAGGAAAAAGAGGAAGGUAUUGAGAAGGGGCAAAUCCUGUCUUCAGCUGCAGAUAUUGCUGCUGCAGUACAGCACACAAUAGCCUGCCACAUUGCAAAAAGAACACAUCGUGCUAUUCUAUUUUGCAAGCAGAGAGACUUGUUAUGUCAAAGUAAUGCAGUACUGGUUGUAUCUGGAGGCGUUGCAAGUAACUUAUAUAUCCGAAAAGCUCUGGAAAUCGUGACAGAUGCAACACAAUGCACUUUGUUGUGUCCUCCUCCCAGACUGUGCACUGACAAUGGCAUUAUGAUUGCGUGGAAUGGUGUUGAAAGAUUGCGUGCUGGCUUGGGCAUUUUACACAGCACAGAAGGCAUCCGCUAUGAGCCAAAAUGUCCUCUUGGAGCAGAUAUAUCAAAAGAAGUGGGAGAAGCUGCCAUAAAAGUACCACGAUUAAAAAUGAAGAUUUGAUUUUUGCAUUUCAAAAAAAUCCCUAAAGGUAGUAGUAAAGUUUUGAUUUUUUGUAUAUCAAAUAUAUAAUACUAAUUGUUCAUCAAGACUUUCUUUGUUAUCCUUUUUAUGUUUGAUGUUUAACCUGCUCUUCUGAGAGACUAUAAUAAUAUGUUAUAGUCUUAUAAGGGAGUAUAGGGGUUUUUUUAUUAUCAAAAACCAAAUAAAACAUCUUGUGGGAAAAAGAAUAUACUGAUAUUGGCAAGUAGAAAGAAAAACCUUGGAAAAAAUAUAGCAAUUCUGCUAAAUCCUGGCCCCAUAUUAUACAGGCAUAGAUCUUUACCCCCCUUUUUCAUAUCAGGAUACAUUAGCCUGACUUUUCUAAUGAGAGAACAAUUUUAGAAAGGUAGCCAGGUCAAAGUCAUGUCAACUCAAGAAUUCUAAGUCAAAACAAAAGAAUAUAUGUUAGUAAUUAUAAAAAUAUAUAUUAUUAGAUAUCUUCUCUGGAGCAAAUGGGAUUUCUCUACAUUUCUUAAAAUGGGAUUUUAAGAAAUAUGACAUGCAAGUAAUCCCUCAAGUGUAUAUUGUACUUUUUAGUUGGCCACAUAUAUUCACAUUCAUUAUUUUAGAAAGUAUAUUUAAUCAGUGAAAAUAUAUGAGGUGAAAAGGGCUGUUUUAUUUUUGGAUAAUGUCCUUUGACUCUGACUUUUACUGCAGAUAUCGUAACAGUUCAUGACUUUUUUUCUGCCCAGAUUAAAAUAACUGAAUGUACUGUCCUUUGAAUAUAAGGAUCAUGCUACUAACUAUUUAAUGUCCUUUGAGAGAUUUUGCUAGUAGAGAUUUAUGUUACAUCAUCCAUACUGGAACAAGUUGUUAAUUUUCUAAUCAGUGACUUGCUUUAUUGAGAAACUAGAGGGUAAGGAUAAAAAUCUAGAAUGAAAAGAUUUCUCAUUUUAAUCCUUCCUUAAGGUGACCUUCCCUUUUGGGAAAUUCCAUAAGUAAUUCUUUUUUCUAGAAUUGUGAUCGUAGAAUAUUGCUUUAUGAUCCUCCAUUUUAUCCUGGAAAUAUAAUUUAUAUGAGAGAACAUAUAGAAACAGCAACAUUUAUAAAGCUUACAUUCUUUGAUGUUGAGGUAUAGGUAUGAUAUAAUUGGUUUGUAACUGUAAUUUAGAAGAAACUAUUAGUUUGUGAAUUCACCUUUUACAUUUGGAUUUGUAUUCUGUAUCAUGUGAAUCUAAAUUCACAGAAAGUGUAUCUCCUUUGGCUGUUACAAUAAGACUGCAUAUAAACUAUGGAAGAAAAUUGACCAAAAUUUUUUCCCACCAUCACAAAUUUUAUAGGAAUAUCUAUAAUCUAAGUUCUUAAAAUUUCAAAGUAUCAAAACUAUUCCAGAUGCUACAGACACACAUGUCAAAAUUAAGUUCAUGAUAUAAAUCAGGUAAACUACAGAUAAAGAAAACAAGCAAAUUCUGGAAGCAUUCCAUAUAUUUAGGUCUUUCAGUAUUUAGCCAGAAGGAAGGAAGAGAAAGGGAGAAACAUUGAACUCUAUAUUGGCAAGCAUGUGUGCCAAAGUUAGCUUAUAGUACAGGUAAGAGGCAGGCAAUUUGCUGAAACUCUCUAUAUACUGAGGCCUUUCUCAUCUUAUGUAUAAUUUUUUAAAAUAAAAAGAAAGUGCAGGGUAAUAAAAGUAAUCUGUACUUUGGGGCUGUACUUAAGGAGAAAUACUGUAAAGUUUUAAGCGUGGUAGGAUGGUCCGGCUAGGCCAAGAUACGCAGGAAAUGUCUAUGUUAUUGCAUGCAAAAAAACCCUGAUCAUCAACUUUGAAACCACCUGAAGCCAGUUUCAAAGCUCAAAGUUUGCUGUCUAAAGGCUUUUUUUUUUUUUAAUAUCUCCAGAGGCUUAAUGUUUCCAAUGAUAUGAAUUCUUAACAGUGCUGAAUAAAUGAAUAAAUGAAUAAAAGGUU
Balaenoptera musculus (blue whale) is the source of this 3320-nucleotide messenger RNA. RefSeq names its product O-sialoglycoprotein endopeptidase like 1 (gene OSGEPL1). Gene Ontology annotation, biological process: tRNA threonylcarbamoyladenosine modification. Gene Ontology annotation, cellular component: mitochondrion. The record is from RefSeq and is a predicted model, not a curated record. The transcript has 8 exons. Bases 134 to 1378 code for a protein of 414 amino acids. Lineage: Eukaryota; Metazoa; Chordata; Mammalia; Artiodactyla; Balaenopteridae.